Salpingoeca rosetta is the source of this 1068-nucleotide messenger RNA. RefSeq lists its product as uncharacterized. The transcript is spliced from 2 exons. The record is from RefSeq and is a predicted model, not a curated record. The coding region runs from base 65 to 826 and encodes 253 amino acids. NCBI's taxonomy places the organism in Eukaryota, Choanoflagellata, Craspedida, Salpingoecidae.
AGGAAAACGGCCGUACUACACUUUGUGGUGUUGUAUAUCAACCCCGCGUAGCAACAACAACACGAUGCGCAGCAGCAGCGGUGACGGUGACGGCGACAGCAGACAUGGGGAAGAGCAGCUGAGGGAAGAGGGAAGCAACAGGCAGGGCGGCGCAGGUGAAGGAGAGGACGAGACACACAGCAGGGCUGACGAUGGUGAUGUUGACAGCGCGGAGGACAGCUCUGGCGAUGACAAUGGCAAUGACAAUGACAAUGACAAUGGCAAUGGCAAUGGCAAUGGCAAUGGCAUGUCAAAAAGUACAACAGCAACAGCCGCCAUGUACGAUGACCUGCUGUUCUACGCAGAGCAGUUUGCGGCGUCGCAGUCCUUCUCCAAGGAAAAGCGGGCCGUGGUGCAGACGAUCGCACACAAGCUGUGGGAGGCCUGCCUCUCAACGCCAUUCAACAACGUCGACGAGACGGUCGCCUUGUUACGGGACCAGCUGAUCAAACACAGCGUGCACAGGCCGCCGUGGAGCGAAGGCAUCCUCACAUAUUCGGACUGUCAGUGCGUCCUCGACUACUUUCUCAGAACCUUCUUCGCCCACUUCAAGCUCUACAAAAUGGCAUGCACGCGCCAAAUCACCCUUGCUGCCACCGCCGACACGCAGCCUGACCCACCAGCCAAGACCCGCCGACCCCUUUCCCACGCCGUUGUACGACCGCCCAGCUCGCCCAAGCCCACCUCCGCACACAACAGGGAACGUCCCAUCUCCCCAACAGAAACAACAGCGUCUUCGCAAGGACAAGAAGAACCACCAGCAACCACGCACCAAACAGUCGGCUGACGGUGCUCUUGUACCGUUCUUGUGUCGACUGCUGGAAUGUGUUGUACCGAGUUAACCGCUGCCUCAAGGGAAGAGGAGGAACGUGUGUGUGUGUGUGUGUGUGUGUGUGUUUGUGUGUGUUUGUUUGUGUUUGAAAUGGGCGUUGGCUGUCCAUCUUUCGUUUUGCUGGGAGUGGCACGCUGGUGCUGUACAUCGCGUGCUGAUCCGUACAAGAAGCCAUCAACUCUACAUUACAUCAUCCG